This is a messenger RNA of Octopus sinensis (East Asian common octopus), 5590 nucleotides long. RefSeq lists its product as uncharacterized. The transcript has 15 exons. Gene Ontology annotation, molecular function: 5'-3' DNA helicase activity. Lineage: Eukaryota; Metazoa; Mollusca; Cephalopoda; Octopoda; Octopodidae. The coding region runs from base 133 to 5436 and encodes 1767 amino acids. The record is from RefSeq and is a predicted model, not a curated record.
AAGCAAACUGUUACCGGAUAAUUAUUUAGAGGGUGUCUUAUCAACCGUGACACCGUUAUUGCCAAAAUAAAGAAAUGGCUAAAACUUGAAACGAUUUCCUUCCAACGCUGAAUAUUUUUAUUUUCAAGAGGAAUGGAAGAAGAAGCAAAUGAAGAUAAUGAAGGUGAGAUUUGCAUCGUGUCUGGAAGAAAAAAGCUCAUCUGUACCUGCCCUGAUUGCCUUAGAAACCGGCGGCUGUCCAAGAGCAAAGAUUUGCCAUCAUCUCAGCCUUGUAUGAAGCGUCCGGGCGAUGAAAGUUGCAAACCACAGUUCAAUUCCCAGACACUAUCAGCGUGUAAAUGGAACGGCAGCGAUGAGUAUGAACCUUUUGAGAAAAAAUCUAAACUUUCUGAUUCCAAGAGCAAAGACCAAAGAAAAUUGCUGCCCACAAAAUUUGCUGCUGAGAAAUUUGACUCAGGUGAAGUCGUAACAACGUCAACAACGCAAGGUGUUUCUGAUUUAUCAAAGAACAAAAACCAAACAACAUCAUGUCGUGGCGGCGCUGUAAUAGACAUUUCCGAUGAAUCGACCAUUUCCACUAACAGUGAUUCUGAUUGUACUCUGCCGAAUUUAACGCCACCUAUGUCAGAUGAAGAAAAUGACAGAGAUGAAACGACACUCGUUAACAGUUCUCCUGGCAUUUCUGGUGACGACAAAAGUUCUGAAAUAAUUGACAUUACCGAAAAUAAUCCAGAUUCCGAAGUAUUGUUUAAUUACUCUCAGGAAGAUGCAAUUAUUCUUAUUUCUGAUGAUGAUGACGAUGAAGAAGUCGGUGACGGAGAAUAUGAUGAUGAUGAUGAUGAUGAUGAUGAAGAAGAGGAGGAUGUUGACAGAAGAAGAAGAGGAAUGGAUGGAGAGUCUUCAAAGAAACCUCAUCACCGAAAUAAUAUCGGCUUUGUCAACUUCAAUGCGGAGUUUACCAGAGAAGAAUCAAAAUUCUAUCAAGGGAUUAAAAAGGAAACUCCUGAUUCUUGGGCAGAUUAUGGCAUUGAUGCCUCGACUAAACACAAAAUAAAGAAAGAAGUAGAAGAAGAAGAAGCUGAAGAACAUUCCAGAAAUUCUGAGAAUAGUAAAGUCAAUUCGAUAACGUUUGCUAUGCCAUCAGUAAAACUUGAACCGAAUUCAAGUGAUGAAGAAGCUGGAAAAGCCAUACAGAAUCCUGAAAAUACCCAGUUAUGUCUUCAGGUAGAUAUAAAACAAGAGAAAUCAGACUCUCAAGACUCUGAUAUUCUAUUUGAAGAAUUGGAAGAAUCCACAAAACCAAACCCCAUUGUUGCAAAGGAUAAACAGGAUGACCCAUCAGGGGACAAACGCAUGGAGCCUACAAUAGUUCCUUUAAAACGUAAAGUAUGUUCGAACAGAUUUUCAUCCUCCACAAGUGAUGAUGAUGAUGAUGAUGAUACGCAGUGUUAUCCUUUGAAAACUUCUAAGGUUACCAAGACAGUUAGUCAGUGGUUAACGAAACAGGGCGAUCAAGGAAAAUCCCUUACAAAACCCCCUGUAUCUAGUGUUGUGGCUUUUGAUGACGAUAGUGAUGCUGGACUCAGUGAUGACGGAGAUGAUGAUGAAUUGUAUAUGUGUGCUACUCAGGUUGAAGAAAAUUUAUUCAAAGAAGGACAACUGAAUAAGAAAGGGAAAAAGGAAAGUCCGGAAAUAAGUCGACGUUCCAAACAAUCGGAAAAAACACCAAAGCCUUCGACAGCGCCAGAAUCACCAAAAUACUCAUCCAAGACGAUAGAAGACUUGGGAGAGAGCUCUUCCAAGACUGCAAGGGACUCCUUAACACCAGUCCUUGCCAAAAAAUUAUUUGGUAACGCCAACACGUCCACACCGCAUCCGUUACUGGUUACAGAGGAAACCAAAGUCAAACUUCGGAUACCUCGUUGGAAAAACACUGAGGAAGAUUCUGACAGCGAUAGUAGCAUUUACUCAGUGGCUACACAGGUUGAUCAUAAUAUAUCUUUAGUUAAUGAAAAUGAUGCAGAUAACGACAGUGAUGAUGAUGAUGGUAGGUUAUAUAUGCAAAACACUCAGGUUGAUUCUGUGUCGAGAAAAGGCAAUUUUAAAUCUAAAAAGUCAUUUUAUGCUUCAUCCAAAUGUAAAAAGUUACUAAAUAGGAAUGAUAAUGAUUCUGAUAGUGAUGACAGCCAGUUUUCGGUAGCAACCCAAGUCGAUUCCAACAUUGUUCCAAAGACUGGGCAUCAAAUGAAGAAUAGUUCUUUAUUUCCCAAAGUGUCAACUUCUGUGAUAAAUAGCCGGCAGGUUCCUAGAACAAAAGAAAGUGAGUUUAAAACACCGAAAUUUCCUCAUCGGAAAAAAACAACAAAAGGUAUUCCGCCUGAUGCCUAUUUUAACAAAGCAGUGACCCCUACUUCCAUUCAACAUUCAAAUACUUCUUAUAAAGAUGAUGAAGACUCGGAUAGCGAUAGCAGUGUGUUUUCGAUAGCUACUCAGAUAGAUAAUGCUUUACCUACUCAAGUUGACAAAAAUGCCGGAACAGAAUUUCCUUCACCUAAAGCUAACAGCUUCAAAAUUCCUCUGCUACCAACAAAAAAGUUAUGCAAGCCCUCAACCCUAAAACUGGAUAUUCGACAUUGUAAAGAGAGAAGCGAGGAUUAUGAUAGUGAUGACAGUUCAUUUUCUGUAGCGACCCAGGUUGAUGAUCCGUGGCCUUUAAACAUCAACAAUGAAGAACAGGAAGAAUUUUACAUGAAGGAAACCCAGGCGGAUGAACCAUUUACAUCCAAGAGUUCUAAAAGUCAACAUUACCUAAAGCCAAAGCCACCCAGAAAGAAUUCGACUUCAAAGCCAAAAGCCGACAAUGAUGAUGACGGCCUGUUUUUGGCAGCGACACAAGUGGAUUCGGUUAAUUCUAGUGAAGCUGCUACUCAAGCCACAGGCUCUUCUUAUAAUAAUUUUCUUUUAGGUCUUGCGGCAACGGAACCUAGCGGCGUUGGAACGGUAAGCAGCUCUGUUACACCACAACAAAUUGAACGUGAGGAAAAAGAGGAGCAACAGUCUGAUCCCAAGUUUGCUGACUUUCUGUUAAAUUUGUGCGAGGAUACUGACCGAAAUAAAUCAGCGUGUCCCAAGUCUCUUGGAAAAGCAUCUGAGAUUGAACCUCAAAGGCUGAAAUCCAGAAAGGAAAUACGUGAGAACUUCAAACAACAGAAAAUGAAAAUGGAUAAUAAAAGCAAACUUAGGAGUCCCGAAAAGUCGCCUACGAAUUUGUUCUACCCUACCGUUCUUUCAAUCAAAGACUCGGCUCCGCCAAAGAAGAAGAGGCCAUCAUCAAAGAACUCGAAUGUGAUAAAAGAAGGCAUCAGCAGCGCAAAGAACCAACUUGAAGGGCGAUUCUUCUUUAAGAGUUUGGACAAAACUCCAGCCAAGUGGACCAAAAGUUCCUCUGUUGCAGUUGGUUCGUCAGCUUCGCUCAGCUCGGACGUCACCUUACCUAAUGCCGACGAAAUUAAAAAACUGGGUCUUCCUCUCAUAGAAACGCCGAAACGACGCCGGCCACUGCCAGAGACUGUUAUCAAAAAUCAUCCUGAAGAAAGCCAGGACAUCAGACGACCUUCUUCCCCCGUUAUAGAUACCGCCACUCCUGGCAGCUCCACCCGGAACAGACCUCCUCCUACUCCUCCGACCCCUCCUACUCCUUCGACCCCUCCUACUCCUCCGACCCCUCCUAUCCCUCUCGGUCCCACACUUACAAACAACCCGAAAACGAACUACAGUUGCAACAGUAGCGGCAGUAGUAAAAUUUCUCACUCCAAACAUGGCCCUCCCAGCUCCACACCAUCACUGAAACCAUUACCACUCUUUGAAAACAGCAACAAAUGUUUCGCUAAGGAUUUCAAUUCAUUCCACAUCCCCAAAAUCAAAAAUCCUUCUCAGAAACUAAACCCCGAUUCCACACAAGCAACCCCUACUACAUCAUUGCCACACAAAUCCAGUUAUUCGAUUCCUAAACAAACAUUUCCUCCAGAGGUCCCAAAAUGUGCUCCUUCAUAUCCCAAAUCCUCACUCAGCCAUUCGUAUCCAAACACUAACCAAUCCACCUCAAAUACAAACCCCUCAAAAAGAGUUACUUUCUCCAAUGUAAAUAAGGUUGAGGUAUUCCAGCAACCUCAUUGGUCAAGAUCCAACCAACAGGAGGCGCAUACAGACCUACUCAAGUAUUUACUUCGGUGGAACACCAAGUGGUUACAAGAACAAGACACGCUAAAAACAUCUCCGCCAAUCGUCUCCAAAGAUCAACUGUUUCCUCUCCUGCAGAGCUACCCGUCCUACACAGAGUAUGUCAGUGUCAUCCGGCCCCUGCUCUUGUUAGAAAUCUGGGAAUGUGUGUAUCGGGAAUAUAUGGAGACUAUGUUGAAAGCCCGCAUUUUAAAAGUGGCCUGCAAUAAUAUCCGCAAAGCCAGCCCUAGUCAUGCGGAUUACAUCGUCUACGGCAUUGUACCAGAAAUGGAACAGAUCUCCAACAACUGUAUAUCAGAGGGAGACUUUAUCAUCUUGAAACUUCGAGUGAAGAAUUCGACAAGUCAGAGUAACAGCAGCAGCAGCAGUGGUAACCAUGGAGACUCCAGCAUCACAAGUGAAUACCCAGUCUUUGGGUUUGUGGAUAGUGUCUCUUUCCAAAAACCUCACUAUUGCAACGGCAUUUUGGAUAGAUUCCCUGAUCUUGCUUCCUGGGCGAAAACCAUUCGGAAUUUCAGAAUAUUCCGUGCCAUCAUUAAGUGUCACUAUCGGAACCUUACCCAUUGUUUUUCACAACUGUUGGAAGUUCAGUUUUUGACAUCCUUAAUUCCAUUCCUCCGCCAAUAUAAAGCUCUGACGAAGUUCGUCUCGAACCCUUUACAUCCUCACAUUCUAAACCCUGCAGAUGGCACGGCGCUAGUCACUGAUUCUGCUAUUCCUGUCAAUGGCAACUAUAAUACUUCCCAGAAGAAAGCCAUCAGUGCGGCUGCGGAAAUGGCAUGCUUACCCAUCUCAAAACCUAAUUACUGCUUGGUUCAGGGACCUCCUGGUACUGGAAAGUCUCAUACUAUCAUUGGAAUGAUACAGAAAAUCAAAGAACAGAAGCCCCAGAGUAAGAUCCUGCUGUGUGCCCCUUCAAAUGGGGCUGUGGAUGAGUUAAUGCGACGCUUGAUUGAAAACAGACAAAAGGCUCAAGCGAAGUCCAAAGUGCCCUUAAAAUUCGUCCGUAUCGGAAACCCUAAAUAUAUUCACAACGAUGUUAUCGAAUACAGUAUGAAGAAACUUAUCCUGCGGAACUUCAAACCAAAUGGAGUGAAACAGUCCUGCAUGUUGGCAGAGAAAAAACAGUAUUGUAACGAACUAAAAUGGAACGAAGAGGAAAUCUGUAAAAUGAACAAACAACCAAGAGUUCAUUAAGGGAUGAGAAAAUUCGUAAAUUAAAAAAAGACUCAAGAUACAUCAAGGACAAGGUGGACUUACUCAAGAAACAACUAGAGAACAACCAAGCCGCAAUGAACAGUAUUGAACCCACACCUGCUGAGGAGGCAGCGAUGGAAAAAUCUUUAUUAAG